AUGGGUAAAUGUGGUGGGAGAAACGGUAACGGAAACUUCAACGGCGUCGGAUUCAAUGGUAGCGGAGGCGGCGGAGUUAGGCCGUACGUACGUUCUCCGGUUCCUCGGCUCAGAUGGACGCCGGAUCUUCACCGUUGCUUCGUUAACGCCGUCGAUAUGCUUGGUGGCCAACACAGAGCCACUCCAAAGCUUGUUCUUAAGAUGAUGGAUGUGAAAGGACUCACCAUUUCACAUGUCAAGAGCCAUCUCCAGAUGUACAGAGGCUCUAAACUCAAUUUGGGGAAACCAGAGGAAAAAAGCUCUUCAUCUUCAAUACUAAGAAGAAGACAAGACACUGAAGAAGAUUAUCUUCAUGACAACUUGUCUUUACACACAAGGAAUGAUUGUCUUUUGGGUUUUCACUCUUUUCCUCUAUCUUCACAUUCUUCUCUUAGAGGAGGACGAAGAAAGGAGCAGACUUCAGAGUCCGGUUAUGAUGAUGAUGACUUUCUUCACAUCAUGAACAUGGAGAAGACGAAAGAAACGACGACGUUUCAAUCACAUCAAUUCCUCAAGAAAACAGAGAAGGAGAACAACUGGGAAAAUACUUGGCACGAAGCAGAAGAACACGAAGCAGCAGAAGAAGAAGAUUUGUCGUUGUCUCUGUCAUUGAACCAUCAUCACUGGAGAAGCAAUGCAUCAUCAGUGAGCGAAACGAGCGAAGCAGUCUCCACUUGUUCUGCACCAUUCGUCUCCUCAAAGGCUGAUCUUAAUCUUAAUCUUUCGAUUUCUCUCGUCGGUAGCUAA
Molecule: messenger RNA, 786 nt
Organism: Microthlaspi erraticum
Lineage: Eukaryota; Viridiplantae; Streptophyta; Magnoliopsida; Brassicales; Brassicaceae
Source: the annotation of a GenBank genome assembly